CCGACCCUAAACAAAGACGCGACUCUGCCUCUUACUGCCAUCAUAACACCCUUCGCGUCCUUGUUGACUUCAUUUCUCACAUUCGCUAAUCACUGCUUGCCCCUUGUUUACCUCGAGUAGUCUGAGUGAUCACACCCCUCAAGCUCUUCGUGCCUAUACCAACGUGUCUAUCCACUGUCCCACUUUCAGUGUAUAUAGGACCUUCCUCGACUAAUCCUCUCACUCAUGGCACCCAAAUCUACCGGAGGGAAGUCUAAGUCUGGCGCACCCUCUCAAGCAGCAGGAGGGGUUGCGGGAUCUGGUGCGACUACGACACCAAGAACGAUACAGACACGCAGCCAGAAAGCUGGCCUCCAGUUUCCCGUCGGUCGUAUUCAUCGUUACUUGAAACAGCGCACGCAGCACAAUGUGCGUAUUGGAGCGAAGGCUGCUGUCUAUACUAGUGCAAUAUUGGAGUAUCUCACUGCUGAAGUGCUUGAACUUGCUGGAAAUGCAUCAAAGGACUUGCGCGUCAAACGCAUAACUCCCCGGCACUUGCAACUUGCCAUCCGAGGAGAUGAAGAACUCGAUAUCCUUGUCCGCGCGACAAUCGCUGGAGGAGGUGUAUUACCAUUUAUCCACAAGAGCUUGACAGCUGCUUCAGGCAAGAAGAAGCUCGAGGGACAACAGUAGGAGACAUUGGAAUGUUACAGCGGGAUGUAGAUAUUAUCUAUUGAUGUUUGUGAGUGCGGUGAUUUAACUUUAUUUUACUUUUGACUGUUUGUUACUUGCAUCUGUAGUUUUUGUAUCAAAUGCAUGUAUGAGACUUGGUUGUUUGGACUGCGUGAUGGGCAGUUAAC
This is a messenger RNA of Suillus clintonianus, 839 nucleotides long. Its product is annotated as histone-fold-containing protein. Gene Ontology annotation, cellular component: nucleosome. Bases 226 to 672 code for a protein of 148 amino acids. The record is from RefSeq and is a predicted model, not a curated record. The transcript has 4 exons. Gene Ontology annotation, molecular function: protein heterodimerization activity; DNA binding; structural constituent of chromatin. NCBI's taxonomy places the organism in Eukaryota, Fungi, Basidiomycota, Agaricomycetes, Boletales, Suillaceae.